GAAGUUUCAAUUAUUUUUAAAUUGUCAGUUAAUACGUAUACAUAGGAAUUUCACAAAAAACAAAUAUUUUAUUUAUUUGAAAUGAUUAGUAAUCUAAAUUUUUGUAAACCAUCUCUAAAAAGAAUUCAAAAAGACGAAGAACAAAAUGAACCAUUCACAAAAACUCGAAAAAAAAGUUCCAAAUUCAACAAAAUCAAAGUCUGUUAUAUUUUUUCUUUACCAAAUGACAUAUUGGAAAAAAUUGUUGGCUAUAUUCCGUAUUGGCAUUUGCCACGGCUGAGAAAAAGCUGCAAACGAUUGCUUGGCGUUUGUGAUGCAGUCCUUCUUCAUGAAUUCAAAACCUCUUUACACGACUACAGCUUAAAAGAUCCGGAGGGUAUAGAGUAUGCUUCUCUGAUGGCUAUAAAAGAUGCAACUUGGCCAUAUAUUUUUUAUGGUUAUGAGUCUAUAUUUUGUGGCACGAUAUUACCAAUCAUUUGGAAUAACAACAACUUUUAUCCAGAACCAGAUAAAAUCAAAUCAUUUUUGAAGCAUUUCUAUAAAUCGGCCAACAACAAAUGUGGCAAACCGAAUUCACAACCGUCCAGAUUACUUUAUUGUAUAACUUUAAUGGGACUCUUGAAGAAGUUGAAAAACUCACGUCUACUUUCUAUUUCAUCAAUUGCACCGAAUUACUGGCGGUUUGUGUUAGAACUCCGAGGACCCUGGAUUGGAGUUUUAUCGACACCCAAAUCAGCGGUCGAACCACAUGAACGUGCUAAAUUAUUGAUGAUGUUAUGCGAAAUACUCAUUGCCAACAGAACAAAUCGAGCGCUAAAGGUUUGGGAGUGUGACAGCGAAGUUUUUAUUUUUGGUACAAAUUCGAGUGAGGAAAAAAAAAAACCAACAAUGGUGGUUACGUUUAAAAUAAGUGCAUCAAAGAAAAUAACUAGACUCUUGAAAUCUUUUCUGGAAGAUGAGUUGGUGCAGUUCCCAGUUUCUUUGCCACGGGGUGAAUUUGCUGUGGCCAUUGAUGUUACGUGUAAAGAAGCAACCAAAUGGGGUUGUUGUCAAGUGCAUCACAUCGAAAUUGGACCACAAUUCGAUGCACAUUUUGAGUACGAAGAAGAUGAGUCUGACGAGAAUAACAAAAGUGAAUUUGACGUUUGAAAAUAAAAAAUAUCUUUCUAUUUAAACGAUCAAAAC
Molecule: messenger RNA, 1185 nt
Organism: Eupeodes corollae
Lineage: Eukaryota; Metazoa; Arthropoda; Insecta; Diptera; Syrphidae
Exons: 4
Coding region: 82-1149 (355 amino acids)
Molecular function (GO): protein binding
Source: RefSeq, a predicted model, not a curated record